Messenger RNA from Xyrichtys novacula (pearly razorfish), 426 nucleotides. The record is from the annotation of a GenBank genome assembly. NCBI's taxonomy places the organism in Eukaryota, Metazoa, Chordata, Actinopteri, Labriformes, Labridae.
AUGGUUAACACAAACUCAAAUUCAACAAACGCCACAAACUCAAGUUCAAACACGAAACAAACUCAAGUUCAAAAACCACACAAACUCAAGUUCAAAAAACACUCAAACUCAAUUCAAACACGACACAAACUCAAGUUCAAAAACCACACAAACUCAAGUUCAAAAAACACUCAAACUCAAGUUCAAACACGACACAAACUCAAGUUCAACAAAAACCACAAACUCAAGUUCAAACACACACAAACUCAAGUUCAACAAACGCCACAAACUAAAGUUCAAACACAACACAAACUCAAGUUCAACAAACACACUAAAUCAAGUUCAAAAACACCACAAUCUCAAGUUCAAACACGAAACAAACUCAAGUUCAACAAACACAAAAACUCAAGGUCAAAAACACCACAACCUCAAGUUCAAAAACAAUAG